Harpegnathos saltator (Jerdon's jumping ant) is the source of this 3004-nucleotide messenger RNA. Its product is annotated as WD repeat-containing protein l(2)05287. The transcript has 15 exons. Gene Ontology annotation, cellular component: nucleolus; small-subunit processome. Lineage: Eukaryota; Metazoa; Arthropoda; Insecta; Hymenoptera; Formicidae. Gene Ontology annotation, molecular function: protein binding; RNA binding. The coding region runs from base 412 to 2988 and encodes 858 amino acids. The record is from RefSeq and is a predicted model, not a curated record. Gene Ontology annotation, biological process: ribosome biogenesis; positive regulation of rRNA processing; positive regulation of transcription by RNA polymerase I.
CGUUGUGUAUUAUGCGUUAUGCAGAAGUCUGUGCUCUGGUCCUAUUGUUGAACUGAAUUGAGGAGUUUUUUGUUCGCCUCCAUAACGGUUGAAUGUGGUUCCUGUAACUACGCAUAUUUUUUUAUCUUGGAGACUGCGUACGCGUUGUCCCUGUUUCUCUUUUAUUUCCAAAAUCGUAAUUGGCGUAAAAGAAGGAGUGUAAUCACUCUGUUCAGAGCCAUAUAUUGAGUGAAUGAAUGAAUGAAUGAAUGAACUGAGCUGAAUUACAUAGUAUAGUGACACAUAUCUUUACUCGAUGUGUUUGUUAUAUCCAUGAUAAUAAGUAUUUUCUUUAUAUACAAACUCGAUAUAUAUUUAUUAUAUAAGCAUACCAUUUUGAAGUGAAAUUAUUUUUACUUAAUUUUUGCUAAAAUGCAAUUGAUGUCAGUCAGAAACGGUAUGAAUUCGUCUGUGAGUUCAAGUGUUAACCUUAUCGAGUUGGAUGAUUUAACAGUGAAAAGAAAAAGCGGUGGAAGUAUAGUCGAUCAACGUCCGCUGUUUUCCUGCGAUGGCGAAAGUUUAUAUAUAAUAUGGAAGAAUGUCAUAAAAGUGUGCAGCACGCAAACUGGAGACUUUGUGCAAGAAUUUGAACCUUCAGACUACAAAAUAGUUGGUAUAUUAAUGCAUCCAGAUAAUAUGCAUAUGAUUAUAGGUUGUACCGAAAAGGGUCAGCUGGAUUUUUGGUGCUGUCAAAACAACAUUAUCACUAGAAAGCUGCCAUUGAAAUUAGGAAAUGACAAGGCAAAAGUUAAAACUUUCCAUAUUGUUAAAUAUAAGACACCUCAAGGAAAUAAAAUAUGUCAAGCAUUAAUAACUCAUAUCUCUGAGUGUGGAAGUAAGAUCUAUGUACUUUUAUUUGAUAUAGAGAAUGGAACAUGUAUAAAAUCAAUAUAUAUAUUUGCUAAGUCACAAGAAUAUUACAUUGAUAUAAUUGGAAAUCAUGAAGAAAAUUUGGUAGCACUCCUUCAUGAUACAGAUUUACACAUAUUAAAUCCAGCAAGAAAUUUAGUGGACAAAUUACACAAGACUGGUAAUACAAGUAGAUUACCUACUUGUAUAGCAGGACAUCCGAUAGAAGAAUGUGUUGCUACAGGAGAUAAUACAGGUCGUGUAGUGGUUUGGAGAGGUUUAUUUCAAACCAGACCAUACACUGCUGUCUUUCAUUGGCAUACGUUGCCAGUUACCGAAAUAAUGUUUAGUAAAUCAGGUGGCCACAUGUAUACAGGUGGUAGUGAAUGUGUGUUAGUAAAGUGGACUCUAGCAAACCCUCAACAUAAAUCAUUUCUUCCGCGAUUAUCAGCACCUAUUAAACAUCUCACAAUUGCACCAGAUAAUUCAUACGUAGCUGUAUCGAUGUUAGAUAAUGGUAUUCUUAUUGUGAAUCCUCAAAAAAAGCAGACAACAGUGAUACAAAACUUUACAUGGGGUAUUGUGUCUUCCUCAAAAGAUCUGUUUCCUGCAGGACUUACUGUCGACCCGAGGACGGGUUGUCUGGUUCUGAAUAGUCGCACCGGACAUGUGCAAUUUUACAACACUCACACUAAAAACCUAUUAUACAAUAUUAACAUCACUGCACAAAAUUUUUUGACCCAAGAGCGUGAUGUGAUUAUUGUAAAUACGGAAGUUACAAAGAUCGCUUUGAAUCCUGAUGGCACAUGGAUGGCAACAGUCGAAGAGAGAAACGAUAAAGUCUCAUACAUAGAAGUUAGAUUGAAAUUUUGGAGAUUUGAUUGGAAUAAACAGAUAUACAUAUUAAACACAGCAAUUGAAUUGCCCCACGAAAAUGGUGUGAAUGCAUUACAAUUUCAACCAAAUAAAACAUUGAAUGAUGACAAAUGGUUAGCAAUUACCACUGGGAAAGAUAAUAAAUUUAAAUUAUGGAUUUUAGGGCAACCCUCGAGUGUACAAGAAGAGACGAGACAAUGGCAUUGCCAUGCAAAGAAUGACUAUCGCGGCUUAACUAUUACGGAUGCAGGAUUUUCCAUGGAUGGAUCAUUAUUGGCCAUCGGUUUCCAUUCUACUUUGACUAUAUGGAUACCAGAAACAUGCAAGUUGGAAAAUAGUCUUACGCACAUUCAAUAUGAUUAUCCAAUAACGCGGAUAGAAUUCGGGAAACAUGAGGCCUGUCAUCUUGUCGUAGCUGCGUCGCAACAAUACAUAAUAGUUUGGAAUCUUCUAACUUUGGCUAUAACAUGGAGCGUAUCUUUGAGUAUUGUCAACCUUACGUACGACCCGAAGUCUACUCAUAUGGCAGCAUUUACAUCUGAUAAUUCAUUAUACGUCUUUACACCACAAAGUCCAACAAUCGUCUACAAGAAAACAUGUCUCAUCGACCAUUCCAGUUCUAUAUUGGGUGCUACUUUUGUACCACGUCUCAAAGAAAGGCGCAAUCCUUCAACUGGUCGAUGGCAAACAAAAUCACAACUUUUCUUUCUAGAUUCCAACCAGGAGUUGUUUACACUGGAAGCAGCAGCUGAAAUGGGCAUUAAUUUGGAGAUUCUUUUAAAUAAAAGAAGCACGCCGUUAUAUAUAUCUGAUACAUCUGAUAUUAUAGAAAGUCAAAUAUCAAGCAAACAGGAUGUCGCAUCAGUUCAUGAACAUAUUGGCACAUCAACAAAAGAAGUGGUGAAAGAUUUGCUCAGUGUAUCAGCCCAUUCCUUGCCACCGAUGAAGGACCUAUGUUCAUUGUUUAUAUUGUUAUUAUCCAGACAACAGUCAAAACAUCGUUUCAGAAACGUCGAAGAGUCUAGAUAUAGUGACGACGAAGCUCGAGACGAUUCCUCGGAACUAAAUGAUAACGAAAUAUCACAGUCAACGAAACUCGCGGACGCAGGAGUCAAUGAAGCAGAAGAUACGAACGAAUCGAGUAAUCAAUUUAUCAGUUACGAUUGGUCUUCUUUAUCUACUAUACUCCCGGACCAAGACAAUAUCACUCAUUCUUAUGUGUAAACACUAUUGUAUAAAA